AUGGAGCUCUCUGACAUCUUGUAUGUGUCGCAUGGCAAGGAGCGCAUGGCCCUUUCGAUUUCGACAGCCACUGACGUUAGCGUGAUUUCGAUAUGUAGCCGGAUCGUGAACUUGGUCGUUGCGGUCAUCACCGUUCUAGGUGGUAUCGCCCAGAUUUUCAACUUCCAGCUGCAAGCGAUUAUCCUAGGGGCUUAUAUGAUCGUUUUCGGUCUCGCUAUUGCCCUCCUAGAGUUCCAGAUCCCUCCUCAGGUAUCUCGAUACGCCAACUUCCUGUUCUCCUUCAUCGGAAGAGGCAUCUUCUAUAUCCUCCUUGGUGGUCUCCUCUUCGGCAAAGGGGUCCUCCCCAAUAUUGCCGGUGGGAUUGUCUGCAUUUUCGGUGUCGGCUACGUUGCUCUCGAAUUCAUCCCCUCGAUCGAGCCGCCUAGCAACAUGCGCGAGGCCGAUGCAGGCUGGGGCGCCGAGCAGGUCUAA
This is a messenger RNA of Metarhizium album ARSEF 1941, 471 nucleotides long. RefSeq names its product Golgi apparatus membrane protein TVP15. The record is from RefSeq and is a predicted model, not a curated record. Lineage: Eukaryota; Fungi; Ascomycota; Sordariomycetes; Hypocreales; Clavicipitaceae. Bases 1 to 471 code for a protein of 156 amino acids. Gene Ontology annotation, cellular component: Golgi membrane. Gene Ontology annotation, biological process: vesicle-mediated transport. The transcript is spliced from 4 exons.